GCCCCGACCCUAAACAUGCAAUUCUAUGUGAUCGCAUUGGCCGUGAUCGGCGUCGUCGCUGCCGAUGUCAGUCAUCUUCAACUUGGAUCAGCUGCUGGCUAUAGCUAUAGCUCCCCCUCAUCCCCCUCGUCGUCUGCUCAAUUUGCAAUUCCUGGCGGAGAUUCCAGCAGUUAUCAGCCCGAGCAUUUGAUCCCACAGCAUCUGAAGUCCGCUUCAGCUUCGCAGUCGUUUAAUCUUGGAGCUGAUACUCAGACUCCAGAGCAAUUUAUUCCCGAGGCUGAUCGCAUUGCUCAUACUCAAUAUGUGCAGGAACAGGCACAGGCACAAGUGGUUGUUCCUGGCGGAGAUUCAAGCAGCUAUCAACCAGCUCAUCUGAUUCCCCAACACUUGAAGGCAUCCCAUGUCUCCACAACGCAGUCGAUCAAUCUUGGAGCUGAUACUCAGACUCCAGAGCAAUUUAUUCCUGAAGCUGAUCGCAUUGCUCAUACCCAAUAUGUGCAGGAACAGGCACAGGCACAAGUGGUUGUUCCUGGCGGAGAUUCAAGCAGCUAUCAACCAGAGCACUUGAUCCCACAGCAUCUGCAGGCAGCUCAUGUGGAAUCAGCAUCAGCUCAGUUAGUUCCUGGCGGCGAUUCAAGCAGUUAUCAACCAGCUCAUCUGAUUCCCCAACACUUGAAGGCAUCCUAUGUCUCCACAACGCAGUCGAUCAAUCUUGGAGCUGAUACUCAGACUCCGGAGCAAUUUAUUCCUGAAGCUGAUCGCAUUGCCCACUACAACUACGUUCAAGCCCAGACUCAGGCUUCAGCUCAGAUUAUUCCCGGAGGCGAUUCCAGCAGCUAUCAGCCCGAGCAUUUGAUCCCACAGCAUUUGCAGUCCGCUUCAGCUUCCGAGUCGUUUAACCUUGGAGCUGAUACUCAGACACCUGAGCAGUUCAUUCCAGAGGCUGAUCGCAUUGCUCACGCCAACUAUGUCCAGGAGCAGGAACAGCAUCAGUCACAGUCACCUGUGGUUAUUGGUGCCAAUACCAUAACGCCAGCUCAUCUGUACCAGGAGCAGGUUUCCAACGGCAUCGAGGAAUUCAAUCCAGAGACUCAUGUGCCCGUUGUCAUUGGACGCGAUACGGUGACCCCAGCUCACCUAUUGCCCAAAUACUCAGUCGGUGCCACCUCCAGCGCCUCCUCCUCCAUUGUCUCCUCCGGACACGAUACUCAGUACGGAUCCAAUGGCGGUUAUGUUUACUAAUUUAGUUGCAUAUUUAAUAGAGAUAAAUAUAUGAAUUCUGACCUUUAAAAAACAAUUGUUUCAUGCCAAUUACUGCUACACUCAAUUACAGGGUAUUAAAAGCUUUAAA
Messenger RNA from Drosophila innubila, 1351 nucleotides. RefSeq names its product putative testis-expressed protein 13C. The record is from RefSeq and is a predicted model, not a curated record. Bases 16 to 1242 code for a protein of 408 amino acids. The transcript has 2 exons. Lineage: Eukaryota; Metazoa; Arthropoda; Insecta; Diptera; Drosophilidae.